Molecule: messenger RNA, 2014 nt
Organism: Petromyzon marinus (sea lamprey)
Lineage: Eukaryota; Metazoa; Chordata; Hyperoartia; Petromyzontiformes; Petromyzontidae
Product: actin, cytoplasmic type 5
Source: RefSeq, a predicted model, not a curated record
UGGCGCUUGAGUCGGUCGGGGCUAUAUAAGCGGGGUGGGACGGGCGGGCGGCCCCGUCUGUGCGCUGCUGCUCUACCCUCAGCCUCGUCUCCCACGCUCACUUCUGCCUCUUAAAAAGAAACAAAAAAACCCAACAAAGUAAAAAUGGCAGAAGAUGAAAUUGCAGCGCUCGUGGUGGACAACGGCUCUGGCAUGUGCAAGGCCGGGUUCGCCGGGGACGACGCGCCCCGCGCCGUCUUCCCCUCCAUCGUGGGGCGGCCCCGCCACCAGGGUGUGAUGGUUGGCAUGGGUCAGAAGGACUCCUACGUGGGAGACGAGGCGCAGAGCAAGCGUGGUAUCCUCACCCUUAAGUACCCCAUCGAGCACGGCAUCGUCACCAACUGGGACGACAUGGAGAAGAUCUGGCACCACACCUUCUACAACGAGCUGCGCGUGGCGCCCGAGGAGCACCCAGUCCUGCUCACAGAGGCUCCCCUCAACCCCAAGGCCAACCGUGAAAAGAUGACACAGAUCAUGUUCGAGACCUUCAACACGCCGGCAAUGUACGUCGCCAUCCAGGCCGUGCUGUCGCUGUAUGCGUCCGGCCGCACCACCGGCAUCGUGAUGGACUCUGGCGACGGCGUGUCGCACACCGUGCCCAUCUACGAGGGCUACGCGCUGCCCCACGCCAUCCUGCGUCUCGACCUGGCUGGCCGCGACCUCACCGACUACCUGAUGAAGAUCCUGACGGAGCGUGGCUACUCAUUCACCACGACGGCCGAGCGUGAGAUCGUGCGUGACAUCAAGGAGAAGCUCUGCUACGUGGCGCUCGACUUCGAGCAGGAGAUGGCCACUGCCGCAUCAUCCUCGUCGCUCGAGAAGAGCUACGAGCUGCCCGACGGCCAGGUCAUCACCAUUGGCAACGAGCGCUUCCGCUGCCCUGAGGCCCUCUUCCAGCCGUCCUUCCUCGGAAUGGAGUCGUGUGGCAUUCACGAGACCACCUUCAACUCGAUCAUGAAGUGCGACGUCGACAUCCGCAAGGACCUGUACGCCAACACCGUGCUGUCUGGUGGCACCACCAUGUACCCCGGCAUCGCCGACCGCAUGCAGAAGGAGAUCACAGCCCUGGCGCCCAGCACCAUGAAGAUCAAGAUCAUCGCCCCACCAGAGCGCAAGUACUCCGUCUGGAUCGGAGGCUCCAUCCUGGCGUCACUGUCCACCUUCCAGCAGAUGUGGAUCAGCAAGCAGGAGUAUGACGAGUCUGGGCCCUCCAUCGUGCACCGCAAGUGCUUCUAAAGCAACCGCAGAAACGGCAACAAAACGCCACCAAAACCCUCCUGUGUCUCAUCCCCCCCCUCUGUCUCCACUCUUAAGAGUCGCGAUGUCUUAACAAAGGGGAUCCACCUCUGUUUAAUCAACUCCACCCCUACUUCACACUGUUGGUGGGGGGAGGGUGGAUAGGAGUUAGGCGACUUAGGGGCAGAGUUGCAGGAAGGCACUUGUUUCUGUUCUUGGGCCUGUAAUUGAUUAAACAAAAUUCGUUCCAUCGUUUAACCAUGCAUUGUGGUGGCCCCCGUGUGGCCGUGUCAAUGCCUGCCCUCCCCAUUGUUUUUCUAAGGCUAACCGCUCCAUAGUACUACUAAACAUGCAAGGUCAAGUUUUAAUUGAAUUGAUACAAAACGCACUGAUGCACUUGAUUAUUGCCCUUAAUAGGUGAGCUUUGUGCAUUCCUAGAUCAUUCCACGUAGACCUCGAGUCUUGUCCUGAGAUACAACUUGCUGCGUGAGUUGCAACAGUCCGAAAACUGGUUCAAAUUUCCUGUACAUUUAAUUUCUCUGCUUGUUUUUGUACGCAGACCAGAAUUUGUCGUUAUUUUUUUUACUUGCCUUAAAACUACUUAACUCCCAUUUCUGGUGAAGUUGAAGGUGAACAGUGACGUUUAAAAUCGUAUCGCCUGUUGUGAGCAGCACAUUUCACAUGUUGACUUUGUUGGUUGUACCAAUUAAUAAAGGACCAUGUCUACAUUGCUCUGUCA